AUGGCUUCUCAAACGAAAUCAAACAAACUCAUAGCCGAGCCAUUGCAUUUUCAUACAGUUCAUGGCGAUCAAAUAAGAUUAAGCGACAAUAAUUCUCGAGCAACUCGUGAUCGAUUGAACAACACAUUGUUAUUCACAAAUCGACCUAUAUUAGCAAAUGAAAUAGUUGAACUGUACAUUGAAGAAUUAUCAACUGAGUUUUAUGGACUUAUUCGUAUUGGUUUAACAACCAUUGAUCCUGGCUCAUUCACACAACAAACUUUACCGAAGACGAUGCCAGCAAAUGAUAAUCGUGAUUGGUUCAUACCAUCACCACGUUCUCCACCGAAUAUUAUGAAAAAUAAAACGAUAUAUCUGAAAUAUACAACUGAGGGUGAUAUACUUAUUGACUAUGACGGUACCGGCUUUAUUAAACAGUUAACUGUACCUCCCAUAACAAAAGAUAUUUGGUGUGCACUUGAUCUAAAUGGCAUUGUUGCCCAAAUACGUCUGACUCAAUCUGAAGCAGAUGUUCUAGCAAAUCCUGUCGAUCGAGCUAGAGCACGUUACCUUCAAUAUACAAAUAAUCGUAAGAAAGAAAAUGCAUCUGUUUACUACAGUGGCGAGUUAGCACCUGGUGUUGUUACAAUGAUAGAUUGCGAUGAAAAUUCUGAAAUCUCAGAAAAUAUCGCUGUAAAAAAGAAGUCAACAGCAGCAAUAGUAAUUAAUGAAACGCUUAAACGAUCUAUGUGUAUUGUUUUGCAAAUAAUCGAUAUGGAUCAUACAUUAUCAGCAUAUUUAACGAUUCGUUGCUUAACUGAAGGACGAACAUCGAAUGAACAUACUAAAUUAAUUGAUAAUACAUUUGAUCAUGUAACACUAGGCGAUGAGAUAGGUUUGCGUGUACUACCGGAUGGAUGUAUAACAUUUUCAUGUGACAAUCGUCAUGUUAAACCUUUAUUCAACAUAGAUCUAACGGUUAACGACAACCCUGCUGUACAGCAAACAUCAUAUAAUUUGGAAUUUAUUAUGAAUGGACGCGUAACUGGACUUCGAUUAGUGGGAAUUUAUCGACCUACCGAAGCAGAAGCACGAACUCUUCCGCCUGCUGUUGGUGGUGGGUGUCAAGCUACUGUCAUACAUAGAGUAUGUCCAAAUGGCUUGUCGGGUCUUCUAUUACCUUGUAAACAUUUAUGUGUUUGUUAUGAAUGCGGCAAAGCUCUUGUCGAUAGGUAUUCAUGCCCGAAUAUUAAAUGUCGUAAACCGAUCAAAGGAUGUGUUAAAGUAUUUAAGGAUUAA
Messenger RNA from Rotaria socialis, 1278 nucleotides. The record is from the annotation of a GenBank genome assembly. NCBI's taxonomy places the organism in Eukaryota, Metazoa, Rotifera, Eurotatoria, Philodinida, Philodinidae.